Molecule: messenger RNA, 1168 nt
Organism: Ochotona curzoniae (black-lipped pika)
Lineage: Eukaryota; Metazoa; Chordata; Mammalia; Lagomorpha; Ochotonidae
Gene: PJVK
Product: pejvakin
Exons: 6
Coding region: 33-1091 (352 amino acids)
Biological process (GO): programmed cell death
Cellular component (GO): cytoplasm
Source: RefSeq, a predicted model, not a curated record
GGGUCUGCAGUUGAUGAUGUUUUGACUUUAAUAUGUUUGCGGCUGCCACCAAGAGCUUCGUCAAGCAAGUUGGAGAUGGAGGGAGAUUAGUGCCGGUUCCCAGCCUCAGUGAAGCCGACAAGUACCAACCUUUAAGUCUGGUGGUGAAAAAGAAGAGAUGUUUUCUGCUCCCUAGGUAUAAAUUUACUUCAACACCAUUUACGCUGAAAGAUAUUCUCCUAGGGGACAGAGAAAUUUCAGCGGGUAUUUCAUCUUACCAAUUAUUGAAUUAUGAAGAUGAGUCAGAUCUUUCCCUGUACGGAAGGCGAGGUAACCACAUGGUGAAUGACGUUGGGAUUAAUGUUGCUGGGUCAGAUUCCAUUGCUGUGAAAGCUUCUUUUGGUGUAGUAACCAAGCAUGAAGUAGAGGUAUCAACAUUACUCAAGGAAAUUACUACACGAAAAAUUAACUUUGACCACAGUUUGAUCCGUCAGUCAAGGAGCAACAGAAAGGCGGUGUUGUGUGUGGUUAUGGAAAGCAUUCGAACGACAAGACAGUGCUCUCUCUCUGUACAUGCUGGGAUUCGAGGCGAAGCGAUGAGGUUUCACUUUAUGGAUGAACAGAAUCCCAAGGGAAGGGAAAAGGCUAUUGUUUUUCCAGCACACACAACGAUAGCUUUCAGUGUUUCUGAACUCUUCGUUUACCUGGAUGGUGCCUUUGACCUUUGUGUCACUUCAGUGUCAAAAGGAGGAUUUGAGCGGGAAGAAACAGCUACGUUUGCAGUGCUGUACAGACUUAGAAACAUACUGUUUGAAAGAAAUAGAAGAGUGAUGGACGCCAUCUCUCGUUCACAGCUUUAUUUGGAUGACCUUUUUUCCGACUACUAUGACAAACCUCUCAGCAUGACUGAUAUUUCACUCAAGGAAGGAACUCAUAUCCGAGUUAACUUGCUUAAUCACAACAUUCCUAAGGGGCCUUGCAUACUCUGCGGAAUGGGGAACUUAAAAAGGGAGACGGUUUAUGGGUGCUUUCAGUGUUCUGUGGAUGGGCAGAAGUAUGUGAGACUUCAUGCAGUUCCUUGUUUUGAUAUUUGGCACAAAAGAAUGAAAUAAAACGAAUAAUGCCUUGCUCGUGUUUAAAGUGCAGUUUUGCCACAAGUCUUUCCUAUAUUACCUAGGUUUAUUUUGAU